This is a messenger RNA of Tachysurus vachellii, 2357 nucleotides long. It is a transcript of the gene atp1b2a, whose product is annotated as ATPase Na+/K+ transporting subunit beta 2a. The transcript is spliced from 7 exons. The record is from RefSeq and is a predicted model, not a curated record. Gene Ontology annotation, biological process: intracellular potassium ion homeostasis; potassium ion import across plasma membrane; intracellular sodium ion homeostasis. Gene Ontology annotation, cellular component: sodium:potassium-exchanging ATPase complex. Lineage: Eukaryota; Metazoa; Chordata; Actinopteri; Siluriformes; Bagridae. Gene Ontology annotation, molecular function: ATPase activator activity. The coding region runs from base 184 to 1047 and encodes 287 amino acids.
GUACGCGCGCGCACACAUACACGCACACACACUCUAAACCCGCUUCGGUCUAGCAGCGAACACACAUCAACACACACACAUCAACACACACAUAUGUAAUAUAUACAUAUAGACACAAAUAUAUUUCAACAUAUAUUCAUAUACACAUCUUCACGCACAUACACACGCGCUAAAAACGGAAACAUGUCAUCAAAGCAAGACGAGAAAAAGGAGUCUGGAGGAUGGAAAGAAUUCUUCUGGAACCCCCGCACACGCGAGAUGCUGGGGCGAACCGCAAGUAGCUGGGGUUUGAUUCUACUCUUCUAUAUGAUCUUCUACACAUUUCUUGCUGGAAUGUUCUGCCUCACCAUGUACGUUAUGCUGCUCACACUCGAUGAUUACAAACCAACCUGGCAGGACCGACUCUCUACACCAGGGUUGAUGAUCAGACCUAAAGGUAAAGAUUUGGAGAUCAUAUAUAAUAUAAAAAAUACUGAGAGCUGGGACCAAUAUGUCCAGGCGCUCAACACCUUCCUCACCCCUUAUAAUAAUUCUCAGCAGGUGCUGAAUAAUGAUGCCUGUGCUCCAGAUCAGUAUUACAUCCAGGAGGACAGUGGUAAUGUGCGUAAUAACCCCAAAAGGGCGUGUCAGUUUAACCGCACCAUGCUCGAGGAGUGUUCAGGACUUUCUGACCAAACCUAUGGUUACAGGCGUGGAGAACCCUGCGUGCUCAUCAAACUAAACCGGGUAAUUGGAAUGCUGCCAGGGAAAGAUGGACAGUCUCCAUAUAUCACCUGUGGAGCAAAGAAGGAGAGCAGUGACACUCUUGGUGGUGUCACUUAUUUUCCUCCUAAUGGGACAUUUAAUUUGAUGUAUUAUCCAUACUACGGCCAGCGUGCCCAGGUAAACUACACUCAGCCUCUGGUAGCAGUGAAGUUUCUGAAUGUAACUCAGAACACUGAUGUGAAUAUUGAGUGUAAAAUCAACUCCAACACAAUCACAGAGUUCAGUGAACGCGACAAAUUUGCUGGACGAGUGUCAUUUAAACUACGCAUCAACUCUGAUUAGACACACACACACACACACACAGUUAUCAGUUAGUCAACAGGUGUAUCUGAUUACAUGAUGUUUACUUUGUCUGUCAGUAACAGGAACUACACGUGUGUUUGUGUGUGUGUUUGCAUGUCUUUGGGUUUGUGUUUUUCAGUACUUUUGUCUGUUUACAUCAUUCCUUAAUUAGAUAAAAAAUACAGAUUGGAAAGAAGCUUUGAGGCUAUGCAUAAAGAAUAAAGCUGGGAUGGCUCUGGGUGGGAGGGGCUAAUUCUAUUGGGUGGGUGUGGCCUAAGUGGUGUGUAUGUAAACCACAUGUAUUUAUAGUAUACACAUAUUAAGAGCUGAUGUCGAAUAUAUCACUAUUCACUAGGUAGUUUAAGCCCAAAUAUCAACAGUGACUACAGAGAAUAGGGGUGUGUGUGUGUGUGUGUGUGUGUGUGUGUGUGUGUGUGUGUGUGUGUGUGUGUGUGUGUGUGUGUGUGUGUGUGUGUGCGCGCGCGUGAGAUUAAUGACUAAAAGCCUACUGGUGUUUUUCUGUUAGUGUUCAGUUACUGUCACUCAUCUGCUGCACAUAUUCAUUAUUACUAAUUAUUUUUAUUUGCUUGUUUUUAGUGUUGAUGUAAUGUUUAUUGUUAGUAUGUCAUAGAACACACACACACACACAGUAACAUAUCAUUUCUUCUGAACAGACACUGAGCUUCAAGCUGUAGAAGAUAAUAUACAUGAGAUAAUGUACACACCAGAGACUAGGUCAUUUGCACACCCUAUAUAUCCACUAAGCAAUGUUGUGUGUGUGUGUGUCAAGACUGAUUGAAAUACAGGAAAGAAUUUAUUUCUUGCUCUUAGCUUGUUAAUUACACUAAGUAAUCAUGUAAAUAAUAAAGUAUUAAUGUUAUAAUUUAUCACAAACUAUCAGACUUUAUUAGGAUCACUGGUUAUAAUUUUCUUGCGUGUUUUAGCCCAGAAACUCUGGCCGUCUAGGCAGUGACAGUUAGCACACAGAAGGGUUAGCAUGUAGCAUUUAUUAGCAUAAGUUUUAUUUAGUGAUACUACAUUUACAGUAUUUAGCAUUUGCCCUUAUUGGACUUAUUCAACACUGUUAGCAUAGCAAUAUUAGCAGGCAUCUGUUUUUGUGUCACAAAUUCAAUUUCUUGUCUACUUUUUUCUCCAUUUGAUCUUUAUAUCCUGUGUACUGUAUGCUAUUUUAUUAUCUGUCAUCAGCAAUUUAUUUAUUUAUUUAUUUAUUUAUCUGAACUGAGACAUUGUAUAAAUUGUUGUUAUAAUGAAAUAUGAAAUGUAUUAAAUAAAUUUGUGUUUAAAAAUGA